Messenger RNA from Owenia fusiformis, 1859 nucleotides. Lineage: Eukaryota; Metazoa; Annelida; Polychaeta; Sabellida; Oweniidae. The record is from the annotation of a GenBank genome assembly.
GCUUUGAAAAGAUGUGUAUUGGGAGGGUGAUAAUCUGAUAUCACUGGCUAUUUUGUUCAGACAGCCAUGAGAUAUUUAAUGGUAAUUUGUCAACUUAUCAGUGUGUUAUCCUCAAGGAAAAUAACUUUGCCUCAGAAUGAAUUGCAAAAUGCUUUACAAGGUUGUGAAGAGACGGAUAACACUAUAAGAUGGGAUUUCAAGAUAUUGAAUAAAUGCUUCAUGGUCAUAGCAACCUAUUUGAAUCAGGAAGAAGCUGUUGCUUACUGCAGGGCACUUCACCAGGAGACAACUGUUGCAAGUUUAAAGCUGAAAGAGCAAAUAGGGAGGCAGCUGGAAAAGAUGGCACGGGGAAAGGGACCCCACAUGUACUGGUUGAGGGAGAAAAGAAUCGAAUCAAAGCAAGCUGAAAUUGACCAUAUGAGCAGUGAUAAGCCAUUGUCUAAUGAGAAAUGUUUGAUGAUCUCAAACUCUAAACGACAUCAGAGCAACUAUGACCAGUUCCAGGUGUACUCCGCGAAUUGUAUGGUCAAAGCACCCUUCAUCUGUGAGGCUACCACUCAGAAAGGUGUAGAUGUUAUGUGCGAUGACCCAAAGCACAUUGAGCAUGGUUCCUGGAACAUAUCUAGUCACAUGCCCGGAGCAACAUUAGAGUAUCACUGCAUGGAGGGUUACAUACUCACUGGAGGAAAUGAGAGCUACACCUGCAUGGAAGGUGGCUAUUGGAGUGGAGAGUUACCCUGGUGUGAGGAGGUUCGAUGUGGACCACCUCCUUACAUACCUAGCUCUAGAUGGUUAGGGGAGGAUGAUCUCUGGGGCAGUGUGCUUGUGUUCCAGUGUGUUCACUAUGAUGGUUCUCCCCUGAAUGAUACAUGGACAGUACAGUGUGGAUAUGAUGGUUGGCAGGGAGACAUCAAUGAAUCAAGAUGUACAGAUAAAAAUGCUGACAGUUAUUUUCUACCUUGGGGCAUAUUUGACAUCUACAGAUCUGCUAACAUGGACGAGAACAACAUCAAUGCUGAAGUGGCUGAUCCUCCUGGCCACAAACCUACCAGAUUCUACCCAUUUGAUGCAGAUGACAGAGCCUCUGCAAAGGGUAUUGGGAUCACUGCAACUGUUUUAAUGCUGACCUUCUUACUGUGCAUCUUUCUCCUGGAUCUGUCCACUCUGUUGAAAGAUUUCAAACUUUUGUUGAGAAAUCUCCGAUCAUUUUUUAAUAUAAUAGAGGAUGGAACUGUUUCACGUCGCUAUAGAAACAGGAUUUCGGAAUUGAAAUUGAAAGAUUCUGUUGCUAUGGUGGUUUUGUGUGAGACAGGCACAAAGUCUGGUGUUGUGCAUAAGGCUCAUAAAAGAGUCAAUAGACUGAAGAGUAAACAUGGCAAAAGAUUGAGGAAAAAGCACAUUAGAACUAAACUUUCCAUUAAUGAUACAAGGCGGAAUGAUGACAGUUGGAUGUAGACAGACAUUAGACAGUACAUAUAUAUACAAUACAUGCUGUCAUUAUACUUAAUUUCUCUAAAUCUCUGUCAUUUAUGCAAAAUAAGUACAUGAUGCUACACUUCAGGCAAUGAACAAUCUAUGUACACAAGAAAGCUUUCACCAUAAUUGUGCUACCCUGUAUAAAUGGAUAUGAAUUCCUUAAAAUACAUUUACCUUUUUUAAAGACCUUAUACACUGUUUCUCUUAUUUUGAUGGUAUCAUAUCCAGAUAGACUAGAGAUUUAGACUAGACUAGGAAGGUUAAGAAUUCUUUUAACCUAUCAAGAUGAUAUAAGUAAUAUGCAAUAUUGUAGUAAACAAUAUAUGUACACCUCUAUUCUCUCUAAUAUGCCCUUUCUACAGAUAGGCUUCCUGCAGUCUUUU